GGCACCGCCAAGGGCGCACCCUCCCGCGUGUCUCGCCUCAACAAAAACAAUGGCUGGGAGCUUGAGGACAAUCAGCGCACUGGGUUGCACAAGGCACAGCACUUUCGCAUGGCGACGAGCAGCGAUGUGGCCAUUCACAGGAGCGGGGUGCAAAGCGCGGACCGUGGUGUGAGCUAUGGGAAUGAGCGGCUGGGUGCACAAGCUGAGGGCGGCGAUUGCGAUGGUGAUAACAACGGCGGCGGCAACGGCAUUGACAACGGCAGCGAGAACGCCAGCGGCGGCGGAGGAGGAGGAGGAGGUCCGAUCGACAUUGACGCGAUCCUGGAGGUGCACAACGCAGCGCGGCGGGAGGUGGGGGUGGCGGACCUGGCAUGGGACGACGGCGCGGCAGCAGCAGCGCAGGAGUGGGCGGACCAGCUGGCGUCCGCGGGUUGCCCGCUGCAGCACGGCGGCGCGGAGGGGCUCGGGCAGAACCUGUACUGGCGCGCGCCGGCAGCGCUGACCCCCGAGGAGGAUCGCAUGGCGGUGCAGGCGUGGGUGGAUGAGAAGGCGGAUUGGACUCCUAGCCCCGUGCCCGAGGGGUGUGCGGAGGGGCGGAUGUGCGGGCAUUACACGCAGGUGGUGUGGGCGGGGACGACCCAUGUGGGGUGUGCGUCGGUGCAAUGCCCUGAUGGAGGUGGCAUGUGGGUGUGUGAUUACUCGCCCCAGGGGAACAUCAUUGGCGGAAAGGCUUAUAGUUUGGGCAGAGGAGGGAGGGAGGCUUAUGAAAACGAGAGCAGGGGAAACGGGGGGAACGGGAGUGGGGACCCGGAGGGGGAAAUGGAACAGGGAAAUGGGAGGGGAGAGUGGAGGGGGGAAGUGGGAGGGGGGAACAAGAGGGAGGGAUGGAAAGGGGUAAUGCACUGCUCUCAUGCCAUGUGCGCUGCUAUCAUGCCAUGUGCUGCUCCCAUGCCAUGUGCGCUGCUCCCAUGCCAUGUGCUGCUCCCAUGCCAUGUGCGCUGCUCCCAUGCCAUGUGCGCUGCUCCCAUGCCAUGUGCGCUGCUCCCAUGCCAUGUGCGCUGCUCCCAUGCCAUGUGCGCUGCUCCCAUGUCAUGUGCGCUUUUCCUAUGCCAUGUGCGCUGCUCCCAUGCCAUGUGCGCUGCUCCCAUGCCAUGUGCGCUGCUCCCAUGCCAUGUGCGCUGCUCCCAUGCCAUGUGCGCUGCUCCCAUGCCAUGUGCGCUGCUCCCAUGCCAUGUGCGCUGCUCCCAUGCCAUGUGCGCUGCUCCCAUGCCAUGUGCGCUGCUCCCAUGCCAUGUGCGCUGCUCCCAUGCCAUGUGCGCUGCUCCCAUGCCAUGUGCGCUGCUCCCAUGCCAUGUGCGCUGCUCCCAUGCCAUGUGCGCUGCUCCCAUGCCAUGUGCGCUGCUCCCAUGCCAUGUCCGCUGCUCCCAUGCCAUGUGCGCUGCUCCCAUGCCAUGUGCGCUGCUCCCAUGCCAUGUGCGCUGCUCCCAUGCCAUGUGCGCUGCUCCCAUGCCAUGUGCGCUGCUCCCAUGCCAUGUGCGCUCUCUCUCAUGCCAUGUGCGCUCUCUCCCAUGCCAUGUGCGCUCUCUCCCAUGCCAUGUGCGCUCUCUCUCAUGCCAUGUGCGCUCUCUCCCAUGCCAUGUGCGCUGCUCCCAUGCCAUGUGCGCUGCUCCCAUGCCAUGUGCGCUCUCUCUCAUGCCAUGUGCGCUCUCUCUCAUGCCAUGUGCGCUGCUCUCAUGCCAUGUGCGCUGCUCACGCUGCUUCGCCGCGCUGCUCCCUUCUGAGUGUCCGUUACUCAAUAGCAUCAUGGGUGAUUUUGAGGCGCCUCGAAAUUCCUCCUCUGAGUGUCAGUAA
Messenger RNA from Closterium sp. Naga37s-1, 1851 nucleotides. The record is from the annotation of a GenBank genome assembly. Lineage: Eukaryota; Viridiplantae; Streptophyta; Zygnematophyceae; Desmidiales; Closteriaceae.